Molecule: messenger RNA, 3565 nt
Organism: Corvus hawaiiensis (hawaiian crow)
Lineage: Eukaryota; Metazoa; Chordata; Aves; Passeriformes; Corvidae
Gene: MKRN2
Product: makorin ring finger protein 2
Exons: 8
Coding region: 80-1309 (409 amino acids)
Biological process (GO): protein polyubiquitination
Molecular function (GO): ubiquitin protein ligase activity; metal ion binding
Source: RefSeq, a predicted model, not a curated record
GCCCCGCCCUCCGCCGCGCGCCGCGGAACCUCGGUGCGCGGCGUGAGCAGCCGGCCGGGCCCGGCGGUGCGGCGGCACGAUGAGCACCAAGCAGGUGACGUGCAGGUACUACUUGCAGGGCGUGUGUCGGGAGGGAAGCAAGUGCCUGUUCUCCCAUGAUUUGUCCAGCAGCAAAUCCUCCACCAUCUGCAAGUACUACCAGAAGGGGCAGUGUGCCUACGGUGCCCGCUGCAGGUAUGACCACGUGAGGCUCCCGCUGCCGGGCAGAGCCGCGGCCCCGCCUCCGCCGCUCCCCGCGGCCCCGGGCAGCCCCCGGGCACCCCCCGAGCACGGCCCCGGCAGCGCCCGCAGCCGCCGGGAGAAGAGGACGCUGGUGCUCCGGGACAGAAACCUGUGCGGCUCCAGCGAGGAGAAGCAGCAGCCCGGUGCCCCCGGGGCCGUGCUGGGCUGCAGCGAGCCCGGGGACAGCGAGGAGGGGAAGCCCCAUUCCUACCUGGAGGCCAUCUGCAGCGGGCUGGGGGAGCCGGGCGCCGGGGGCUGCCCCGGGGCCGGGGAGCAGCUGUGUCCCUACGCCGCCGCCGGCACCUGCCACUUCGGGGAGCGCUGCCUCUACCUGCACGGGGAGCUGUGCGAGAUCUGCGGCCUGCAGGUGCUGCACCCCUUCGACCAGGAGCAGAGGAAGGCCCACGAGAUGAUGUGCAUGGCAACGUUUGAGCACGACAUGGAGAGGGCCUUUGCCUUCCAGGCCAGCCAGGACAAGGUGUGCAGCAUCUGCAUGGAGGUGGUGUAUGAGAAACCCUCAGCCUCGGAGAGGAGGUUUGGGAUCCUGUCCAACUGCACCCACACGUACUGCCUGUCCUGCAUCCGCCAGUGGCGAUGUGCCAAGCAGUUCGACAACCCCAUCAUCAAGUCCUGCCCCGAGUGCCGGGUGAUCUCCGAGUUUGUCAUUCCCAGCGUGUACUGGGUGGAAGAGCAAGAGAAGAAAAAUGAGCUGAUUGAAGCAUUUAAGCAGGGAGUGGGGAAAAAGCCCUGCAAGUACUUUGAGCAAGGGAAAGGAACGUGUCCCUUUGGAGGGAAGUGUCUUUACCUGCACGCUUAUCCCGACGGAACCCGGGCUGAGCCUGAGAAGCCCCGGAAGCAGCUCAGCUCCGAGGGCACGGUGCGGUUCUUCAAUUCCGUGCGCCUGUGGGACUUUAUCGAGGACAGGGAGAGCCGGAGCGCGCCCGGCGCGGACGACGAGGUCACGGAGCUGGGGGAGCUGUUCAUGCACCUCUCGGGGGCUGAGGAGGAUCCCACUGCUGCCCAGUGAGGAGCCCACAGCCCCUCGGAGCCCAGCAGUGCAGCUGUUUAUUAGCCAAGCUUUUACUCCCUCCAGCACAGGUAGAACAAAUGUGCCCUGGUGGUUACUUGUGCAGUCCUGGUAAAGUUUUCAGAUAGUUUUUAUAUGGCAACAAAAAAAGACUAAAAUAUAUUUAAAAAAAAAAUAAAUUGGCUGCAUGGAAAAAAAAAUCCCUUAAUCCCAGGAGGGUUUUCUCCCUCUCUGGCCUAACAUAUGCUGUCUUGUGAGCUGAGUGGUAGUGUAAAUACAGGUCCAGUGAAAGCUUAAGCUGGUAAAAACUGUUGCUAAAUAGAGUUUGGGUGCUUUGGGGUUUUUUUUUCCUUCACUAAAUCAGCUAAAUGUGUAACUACAAAACCCACUGGGAGUAACAGUCAGUGUAGGGUUUUCUCCUUAAAAAGGAGCUGGUAUAUUAUACCUCAAAUAGUACCUGGAGUUCAGAGUAGAGUUUACUGCACCCUUAGGGGGUGUGGGGAUGGGGCUGGACAGGGCCUGGCUCUCCAGGUGCUGCCAGUCAGGUUCCCACCCCUGUUUUACACUAAUUCAAGUGCUCAGAGUCAGGAGUGGCUCCAGGAGCACCUGCUGUAGAGCAAAUGCAGCUGCACUGAUUCCUGGUGGCACAGGCAGAGCUAAACUGAACUUACUGCACGAUCUGGAGCUUGGGAACUGCAGCACGAGUGAGGUGUUCUCACUGAUGCUGGCCAGAGUCCUGCCCCAGAACCAGCAGUGGCUCUGCAGCAGUUCAGUGCCUCCAUUCACCUUUUCCCCAGCAGUGCUGAAGGCCCAGGAGGGCUGAGGGAUUAAUGCACAUCUCUGCUGGGUUAACAGAACUGAAUUCUGGCUUUGUUAAAAAUGUGAUUCCUCUUUGUGUGGCAAAAAAUCUGAUAGCAGAAGUUAAUUCUACCAAGUCAUUUGUAUUAACUUUGCAGUUGAACCAAGAAUUCAGUGUGCACUCAAGUGGCUGCUGAGUAAGAGCUUGGACACACCUGAGCAUGAGCUGUCAGCCUGACUCAGGUCCUUGUAAAUCACUGCUCAGUGUUUGUAAAUAUAAACAGAGAUGUGGGGUUUAUUUUAGAACAGUGUGGGUGCAAUGGAAGGCAGGUGUGUAACUGGUUUGGUUAUUAUCUAUAGCAAUAUAAAAGCAUCAAAAUAAUACUUUAAAAUGUGUAAGAAAGAAAAGCCAAGAGCAGGAAGGUCUGUAAUCAGCACCUGAGGAUCAGUGACAGGACUGGGUGAUGGCCACAAUCUUGAUCCAUCGGGGUGAGGGAUUAUGAGGCAAAAUGGAUUCAGAGAGACUUGGGCAGGAAGCUGCUGCCAGCUGGGCAAACAGGGGUUGGUGACAGCAGGAUCUGGGUCCCUGCUGGGAGGGGAACCGCAGGAACCCUAAUCUGGGAUUCAGACAUCUUUAACUGGCACCAAAGCAGUGACUCCAGGAUUAUCCAUUCAGCUGCUGCUGGCGUUUCUGGGUCAGGAUGGUGACACUGCAGCUGUGAGGGGGGAGCUCCUCCCCUCUGCCCAGCACUGCCCAUGCCAGCUGUGCCCUCUGUUCUGACCUGGAAAUUGAACUUUCCCAUUAUUAUUUCCCCUCUAAAGUUAAUUUUUAGCAGUGCUCACUGCACAGUCAGGCCUGGCCUUAGCAGUGUCUGAACAAACAUCAGUUCCCAGCUUCUUGGUUAAACUGGCCCAUGAAGGCACCAGUGAAGCUCUGAGGUCCAAUGAGUGCAAUUAGUCAGCACUAAUUACAAAGGAGAAGGCAAAUUAUCCCUAAGAGACAUGUCACACACUAAGCUGAUGUUUCAAGGGCACCCAAGCACUCUUUUACCCCAGAAUACUUCAGCCCUCACCCUCCCCAAGAAGCCACAAGGAGUAGUCUGAAAUGAAAAAGGUAACUUGUUUUUCAAAGCUACCCAGGGACUUACAAGGUCUGAGUUUCUAAGCUCUUCACUCAGCACCUUUCAUUUAACUGGGCAGCAAGUGCUGGUUAAAAUAAACCUAUUAACCAAAAAUAUUUAAAUUUUUCAAGAGACACAUAAUCUGGUUUAAAAAUCAUGGGUUAAUGGUUCCUUUUGGGAAAUCAGAGUUAAAGUAAAAGCAGCUUACCUGUUCUGGGUUUUUUUUCUUCCCCUUUUUAAGCUUAUUGUAAUGAAGUUAAAAUUAGAGAAAAAUAAUGUUUAGAGAGAGCUGCAGUCCAAAUACCAAGAUUAUUAUUAAAAACCAUGCAGAACUAUA